Molecule: messenger RNA, 2127 nt
Organism: Filobasidium floriforme
Lineage: Eukaryota; Fungi; Basidiomycota; Tremellomycetes; Filobasidiales; Filobasidiaceae
Exons: 2
Coding region: 362-2047 (561 amino acids)
Cellular component (GO): intracellular anatomical structure
Molecular function (GO): protein binding
Source: RefSeq, a predicted model, not a curated record
CGUUAGUCGGGCCUAGCCAUACCUUUAGACUCGCUUUACGACUCGGCGUAACUUAUGUCCACGAUCCUGAGAUCUUGACCGCCGAACGACGCCACAAGCCCGAUUGUAUGAGUGUAAUGUAAAGGUAUUGCCCGUCAGCUCCUGAGGGAGAUUCGUAUAUGGCUCUCACAGAUGUCAAAUGACCUUUAUCCACGGAGGUCUUCAUGUCCCCCCCCCUCCGCCUCUCCUCUCCAUUAGACUUUCCUCAAAAGGCGUCGAGUUAGGCAAGUGAUCCCUGCAGCCUCGUAGGACAUGGUGUACUGCUGUAUCGCCAUACAUUGUCAGCCCUUCCGUCCCCACUGCGCGACUUGAUCAAACAAUCAUGUCCGAGGACUACCCGUUCGAUAUCCUACAUCCUCAUCUUCGUCGCAUCACGACGAGCGACCCCAGCUGCCAGGAAUGGUUUGGAAGAGGUCUGACGUGGAUAUACGGGUUCAAUCACGGCGAGGCUAUGCGUUGCUUCUCCAAGGCGUUGGAGCAUGACCCUCAUUGCGCAAUGGCCUACUGGGGCAUGGCGUAUUCGAUCGGGCCGAAUUUCAACAAGCCAUGGAGACUUUUCGACGCCGAGGACAUGCAAGUCGCUCUCGCCUCAGCGAGACGGAACAUCGAGCAGGGUUUACGAUACGUUGAAGCGGCCUCGAUCCCAGAACAGGCGCUUGUCCGCGCUCUAGCGUUGCGCUUUGCUGGACACGAGAGAUCGAUCGACCCGACCACAUCGGACAAGUGCUACGUACAAGCCAUGCGAGAAGCUGCGAUUCAACAUCCUACAGAUCUCGAUAUCAUCGCUCUCUAUGGCGAGUCCAUCCUGACGAUGAUACCGAAGACGGUCUGGAGCGAAAAGAGUAGUAACGGAGAGGCAUUGUCUCUCGCCCAUGAGCUCGACGUCAAUUUCGAACAGGCAUUCAGUGUUGAGGGUGCGAUGACUCACGCAGGGCUCAAUCAUAUGUACAUACACCUAUUGGAGCGAUCGCCUCAUCCGGAAAAGGCAGAGCCAGCUGCUGAUCGGCUUCGCGACGGGAUCAGGGAUGCCGGACAUUUGCAACAUAUGCCUGCCCACAUCGACAUCCUACUUGGUAAUUACGGCCUCGCCAUCACUGCCAACGCCAAUGCCGUCCGAGCGGAUGAAAAGUUUUCGGAGACUGGCUUGAAUGGCGGUCCGAUGUUCCCCUUUUACCGGGCGCACAACUGUCAUUCGUUGAUCUAUGCUGCGAUGUUGGCUGGCCAGUAUGCGGUCGCCCUCGCGGCGACUGAAAAGCUCGAAUGCGCAUUGCCCGAGACGACCUUGCGAAUCGAAUCACCUCCCAUGGCGGACUGGUUGGAAGCUUUUCAUGGCGUUCGCGUCCACGUCUUAAUUCGAUUCGGCAAGUGGAGCGAGAUCUUGCGUCUGGCCAUGCCAAAAGAUCCAACGUUGUACAGCGUCACGACCGCUACCUUGUGGUACGGUAGAGGAAUCGCCCAUGCCGCCCUGGGCAACAUCGACCAGGCUUCGGAAGCUCGCGAUCGUUUUCUCGAAGCUUGCGCACGUGUCCCCGUCUCGAGGAUGGACUAUCCCAAUAAAUCCCGGGACGUCUUCAAGGUCGCAGAAGCGAUGCUCGACGGCGAAUUGCAAUAUCGGUGUCAAUCGUACGAAUCCGCUUUCGCCUCGCUGGAAAAGGCGAUUGCGCUCGACGAUGCUCUGGUCUACAGUGAACCUUGGGCUUGGAUGUUGCCUUCGCGACAUCCCUACGCUGCACUCAACCUCGAACAAGGUCAUACCGAAGAAGCCCUUGUAGCAUAUCGAAUGGACCUAGGCCUGGAUGAUCCCGCGAAGACCAACGGUGUCCACCAUCGGCGCCAUCCGAAGAAUAUUUGGGCUCUGACCGGAUAUGUCGACUGUUUGAAAAGGCUCGAACGAUGGGAAGAAGCAGGAUUGGCAGAGACAUGGCUAGAGAAAGCGGCUCUCGGUUCAGACAUAGACAUCAGGUCGUCGUGUUAUUGCAAACGCGGCUUGAUCAGCAGCAUCGGCUGAUCUGCGGGACGAAGAAGAUGUUGUACGAGCGGCGAGAACAGACAGAAGAAAACAAUUGUUUAUCACAAAUUGAAUUACAU